Molecule: messenger RNA, 1453 nt
Organism: Leguminivora glycinivorella
Lineage: Eukaryota; Metazoa; Arthropoda; Insecta; Lepidoptera; Tortricidae
Product: lysozyme 1-like
Exons: 4
Coding region: 341-805 (154 amino acids)
Molecular function (GO): lysozyme activity
Source: RefSeq, a predicted model, not a curated record
GUCCCGUACCUAAUUAAGUAUUCAUAUGAACGUUCUCAUAAUAGCCAAACAUAAACUUAAACAUCUUAAUAGGUCGUGUUCUAUCUGUCAAUAAUUUAUGUAACACACAAGCACGAGAAAACCCGCAGUUGUUGUCUAGUGUUCACGAGACAGUGACGUUAGGAGGCCAUCCAAAGAACUUUUUACCUACGCUUUUUAUGCCAAUAUGCCAAUCAACAAACGCACAUAUGUAAUGUAGUUUUUUGGCUAAAGGAAGCCAGUAAAGCGUCUUGUUGGUCUAAAAUGGUCGAAUAGUGGAAUCUCUUCUAGAAAAUUAAUUUAAAUCUUAGGUAUAUCUGACAUGAUGGAGUUGUCUUUUAGGAUAUUGUGUUAUUUUUAUUUAGUGGUUUUUAUGUUAAGUUCAAACGCUCUGGGAGUAUACAUCUCCAACCUGAACGAGGCUUGCUACCGCUGCCUCUGUCAUGUGGCUGGAUGCAACACUUCCCACGCCUGUUCCGGGGGCUAUUGUGGGCCCUUUUACAUAUCGAGGGUGUACUGGGUGGAUGCUGGCAAGCCAACGCUGCCGGAUGACGAUCCAAUAAGGGAGGAAGCAUUCGAGGAUUGCGCGCGGGACUACCACUGCUCUUUAAAAAUAAUUGAAGGUUACAUGGCGAAGUUUGGAAAGGAUUGCAAUGGUGACGGCGUGACGAACUGCUUCGACUACAUGAUGAUAAACCACCACGGCGGAGGCGCCUGCCACUUCCCUCUGGACUCCGACCCUCUCGGCCGCCGCAGGCUCGCGUUGUUCAAUCAAUGCCGAUUGUAAUAUCUAACCCUGCUUCGACUGACUAUGCGAUGGCAACAAACCUUCAAAGAGAUGGUAUACUAGGACUGGAGGCGCCAGCGCUCUAGUCUAGGCACAUACCCACUACCCACUCGGCCGCUGCAGGCUCGCUUUGUUCAACCGUGCCAAGUGUAACAUCCAGCGCCGGCCCGAGCACUUAAUCAGGGUAGGGCGAAAUGAAGUUCCGGCGCCUUUGAAAACCUUUUUUUUACCAAACCUAAAAUAAGGCUACUAUCCCAUAUCUUUUGGCGCCCCUCUUAUGGUUUGGCGCUCAGAACGGCCGCUCUACUCGCUCUGCCCUAGAUCCGGCCCUGGUAACAAUAUGUGACAUGAUGUAACUUUUGAUACCUACACUACUGUUUAUAAAUUUAUGUGAUAUUCUCAGUAAAUCACAUCACAUUAUCGCUAAUGUCGCUUACUAUUAAGGACGAAUAAUGCUAGUAUCUUUAUACAAAUUACUUGUUGAAGCGUUCUCAUGCUUUCCGCGGGAACAGCACAUGUGUAAAUUGGUUUUUCUACUUGUCGACUGUAAUCUGUCAAUUAGGGCACCACAGACUAAAUUAUAAGUGCUAACUUUUCAGUGUUGGAUACUCUAUGGCAGUUCCGACUCAAUUAUAAUAAGCUCAUUAU